Elgaria multicarinata webbii is the source of this 2553-nucleotide messenger RNA. It is a transcript of the gene PIBF1, whose product is annotated as progesterone immunomodulatory binding factor 1. The record is from RefSeq and is a predicted model, not a curated record. Bases 82 to 2361 code for a protein of 759 amino acids. Lineage: Eukaryota; Metazoa; Chordata; Lepidosauria; Squamata; Anguidae. Gene Ontology annotation, biological process: cilium assembly. The transcript has 18 exons. Gene Ontology annotation, cellular component: centriolar satellite.
AGCGCGUGCGCAGUCGGUUACUUGAGGGGCCGUGAGGCUGCUUGAACUGUUAGUAGAAAAACUUUCCACACUGACAGAAGAAUGUCACGGAAAGGCUCCAGGGAAUCUAAAAAAGUUAACGUGUCCAGCUCUUUAGAAUUGGAAGAUAUUAGUUUGGAGACUACACUACCCACUGAUGAUAUUUCUUCCUCAGAAGAUCGGGAAGGCCCAGUUAAAAUUACUAGACAGCUUAUUGAACGGAAAGAGCUGCUUCAUAAUGUCCAGUUACUGAAAAUAGAGCUUUCCCAGAAGAACUUGAUGUUAGAUAACCUGAAGGUGGAAUACUUGACAAAAAUUGAAGAAUUAGAAGAAAAACUUAAUGAUGCUCUCCAUGGGAAACAGCUGCUGUCUUUACGACUAGAUAACCAGUUGGCAUUACAACAAGAAGAUGCUCGAAAGCAUCAAGAACUAAUGAAACAGGAAAUGGAAACCAUCUUGUUGCGCCAGAAGCAGCUAGAAAAGAAUAACCAUCAGUUAAGAGAACGGUCCGGAGAUAUCCGUCGCAGUUUGCGUGACCUUGAAUUGACUGAUGAAUACUACACCAAACUCCGAUCUCUUCCAGAAGAUGAACUUUCUAUUCCUGAAUAUGUGUCUAUUAGAUUCUAUGAAGCAGUACAUCCCUUAAGAAAAGAGCUAAGCGAACUACAAGUGAAGAAGGAAACAGUAUCUGAAGAACUGAAUGAUUACAAAUCUCAGCUGAAACGUUUGAUGGAGAACUAUGAAGUAGAGAGAAGAGAUCGUUCAGAGUUGGAAGUUAGAUGUCAACGAUUAACACUUGAACUAGCUGAUACAAAACAAAUGAUUCAUCAAGGUGAUUAUAGGCAAGAGAACUAUGAUAAAGUGAAAUGUGAGCGUGAUGCAUUUGAACAUGACUUUUCAGAGCUCCGAAGAAAAUACGAAAUAUUAGAAGUGUCACAGAAAGCACUAACAAAAGAAAGAAAUGAUUUAUCAAAAGAGGUUGCAACACUACAGCAGUCUGUUACCUUGCUGCAAAAAGAUAAGGAUUACCUCAACCGUCAAAAUAUGGAACUCAAUGUCCGUUGUGCUCAUGAAGAAGAUCGUCUUGAAAGGCUUCAGGUUCAGCUGGAAGAUGCCAAAAAGGCCAGAGAAGAAAUGUAUGAGAAAUAUGUCACAUCCAGAGACCAUUACAAAACAGAGUAUGAAAACAAACUGCAUGAUGAAUUGGAACAAUUAAGACAGAAAACAUCCCAAGAAAUAGAACAGCUACGAACAGCCACAAAGGAAAUGUAUGAACGUGAAAACAGAAAUUUAAGAGAAGCUAGAGAUAAUGCUGUGACUGAAAAAGAGAGAGCUGUGGCAGCUGAAAAAGAUGCUUUUGGAAAACAUGAGCAGCUUUUAGAACAGUACAGGCAGCUACAGAUUAGCACGGAAAGCAAAGUGGCUGAACUUCUCCAUCAGAGUAAACUGAAGUCUUUUGAAAGUGAACGUGUACAGCUCAUGCAAGAAGAAACUGCCAGGAACCUUUCGCAGUGUCAGCUGGAAUGUGAAAAAUAUCAGCGAAAACUCGAAGUUUUAACCAAAGAAUUUUAUAAUCUGCAAGCACUGAGUGAGAAACGAAUUUCAGAACUUCAAGCACACAAUUCUGAGUACCAGGCAAGGCUUGACACGUAUGAAAAACUGGAAAAAGAACUUGAUGAGAUAAUAAUGCAAACUGCAGAACUAGAAAAUGAAGAUGAAGCAGAAAGAGUUCUGUUCUCCUACGGAUAUGGUGCAAACGUUCCUACAACAGCCAAAAGGCGAUUGAAGCAAAGUGUCCAUUUGGCAAGAAGGUUACUACAGCUAGAAAAGCAAAACACGUUGCUUGCAAAAGAUCUGGAGCGCCAGAAGGAACAAGUUACCCACAUUUCACAAGAGCGUGACAGAGGCAAUUCCUUAUUGAACCAAGUACAGCAGCCUUACAGGUACCUCGUUGAGUCUGUGCAACAGAGAGAUUCUCAGAUACUUUUACAGAAAGAACGUAUUGCACAGCUUGAGAAGGAUAUUGAACUUUUAAAUAAAGAAAAGACAGCUUUGCUGCGUGUCAAGAAUCAAAUGGCAGCAGAUUUAGAAAGACUUCUAAAUCAACGUGAGGAACUUGCUGUGAUGAAACAGAUGUUGAUGAGUCUUCAUGGCAAACCCCAAGGAGACAGUUUGCCUCAGAAACAGAACAGAAGUCUGCCUGCAAAAUCCAUUUCUAGUCCAUCAGCCCAUUUACCUUUAGAACAUGAGGAAGGAAGUGUGUUUGCACCCAAACCAACAUUAUUUACAAAUGAAGCUCCACUACAAUGGCUGAAGAAGGCAAAGCAGAAAAAAGCAUCCUAGAUUAUUAUUCCAAGAAAAAAUGUGGAUCAUCAUAAUCAUGUACUGAAACGUCUUAUUUAAGCAACUCUAUUUUUGUACCAGCAUUUUAACUCCUUUUAUUUUAAUACGGUUAUGGCAACACAAGUUUAAAGAGAACUUGCGGGGCUACAUUUGUGAUAUUUCAGAGUUCAUACACCAAUCCAUGUGCUUAAA